AUGAAGGAGGUGGAAAAGAACAUGAACAAGGAAGAAAAGAACAUGAACGAGGAAGAAAAGAACAUGAACGGGGAAGAAAAGAACAUACGAGGUGGAAAAGAACAUGAACGAGGUAGAAAAGAACAUGAAUGGGGAAGAGGAGAACAUGAACAGAAAAAAGAAGAAUAUGAACGAGGUGGAAAAGAACAUGAACGAGGUGGAAAAGAACAAGAACAAGGAAUGGGCACACUACCUGUGAAACAUGUAAAAGGUAAAUAUCUGGGGAUAAGAAUCAUGGAACAAAGAUUAAGGAAGAGAAAAAAUGAGAACGAUGAACCAUCUGAAAACCUUUCUGUGAAGAGGAGCAGAAAAGUAUUCAAGAACAUGAUGAAGAAUGAUUUAAACAUUGAGGAGAAUGAUCUCAGCAGGGAGGAGAAGGAUCCCAGCAGGAAGGAGAAUGAUCUCAGCAGGGAGGAGAAUGAUCUCAGUAGGAAGAAGAAUGAUCUCAGCCGGGAGGAGAAUGAUCUCAGCAGGGAGAAGAUUGAUCCCAGCAGGGAGGAGAAUGAUCUCAGCAGGAAGGAGAAUGAACCCAGGAGGAAGGAGAAUGUUCUAAGUAGAGAGGAGAAGGAUCUUAGCAGGGGUAAAAAUGAUCAAAGUAGGAAGGAGGAAGAUCUCAGCCAGGAGGAGAAUGAUUCCAACAAAGAGGAGAAUUAUUUCAGGAGAGAGGAAAAAACUGAACUUACAAAAAGGAUUGCUGAACUAGAGAAGCAGGAGAAUUAUGAGAAAGAUCAACUAAAAAUUAAGAUUUUUGAACUUGAGAAACAGAGGACUGAUGAGAAGUGCAAACUUAAAGAAAGGAUUUCUGAACUUGAGAAGCAGAAUAAAAAUAAUGUAGAAUUAAUAAAAAAGAUAUCU
Molecule: messenger RNA, 894 nt
Organism: Eurytemora carolleeae
Lineage: Eukaryota; Metazoa; Arthropoda; Copepoda; Calanoida; Temoridae
Product: cilia- and flagella-associated protein 251
Source: RefSeq, a predicted model, not a curated record